ACUGACAAUUGAACCGCAAGCAGAAAGAAUUUAGACAGGACUAGCUCAGUGUACGGAGAGCUCAGUGGUGCUGAACGAAUCCUCUGUCUAUGCCGGUGGACUCCAGCCAAGGCCAUCAAACGCAUUUAUGCAUUGGCUACAGAGAGGCAGAUAACACACCCUGCCGUACCUAAUUCGCCAAAGAAACUGUCACUCAAAGGGAUUCCCUCUGUCGCGAGCUGGCUGGUUGCGAAGCAAAGUGGCAAUUGACAUCAGUGGCAACACUACAGGGUAAAAUAGUUGUCCUCCGAAUAAAUUCUGUCGGUAAUUUUGCCUUUUGAAUCGGCGUCUGCGUGUAAUUCAGAAAGAGUAAACGAAGAGGAUCACCAGAGCUUGGACCAGCCCUCCACCACCAACCAUCCUAAUGGAUCCUUAGCCCCUGUCUGCUGCUAUUUGACUGAUCUGCGGUCGUCUGGACAUUCGGUCAACAGAAAAGUUCUCUACAUGGACCCUAUGUAUAAAGGUGGUGCCUUGCAUCAGAACCCCCUCCAGCCAUGAGCUACCCCCUCCAGCCAUGAGCUACCCCCAUCCUAGGCAUCCUGGGUAGGAUGACGGCCGUGUGCCCCUCUGGGGUAGGCCCUGCUGGGGCUACGGUGGGGAGCUCCAGGGGCUCUGGGGCUGGGAGUACAGGCGGUCAGGACAGGAGAUAUGCCCGCUGGAGCCGCCAGGACAGCUCAGACAUCGCUACAGAUGAUGAGGGGGUUCCUGCCCGCCAACUCACCCCCCUGGAGAGGCUCAACCUCGACAUGUGCCAGGACGACAGGGUGGUCCGUGAGCUCACAGUGGGCCGACGUAUCGGCUUCUACAAGGUCCGCGGGGAGAUCGGCUGUGGAAACUUCUCCCAUGUCAAACUGGGGAUCCACGCCCUCACCAACGACAAGGUGGCCAUUAAGAUCCUGGAUAAGACCAAGCUGGACCAGAAGACCCAGAGGCUACUGUCCAGAGAGAUCUCCAGCAUGGAGAGACUACACCACCCCAACAUCAUACGUCUCUACGAGGUGGUGGAGACAUUGUCACGGUUACACCUGGUGAUGGAGUAUGCUGGUGGAGGAGAGCUCUACACCAAGAUUAGCAUGGAGGGGAAACUGUCGGACAUCGACAGCAAGAUCGUCUUCUCUCAGAUCCUCUCGGCUGUCAAACACAUGCAUGACAACAGCAUCAUCCACCGUGACCUGAAGGCAGAGAACGUGUUCUACACCUGCAGCACCUGCGUCAAGGUGGGAGACUUCGGCUUCAGCACGCUGAGUCGCCGCGAUGAGACCCUCAACACGUUCUGCGGCUCCCCGCCCUACGCCGCGCCUGAACUCUUCAGGGACGAACACUACCUAGGUGUCUUCGUAGACAUCUGGGCCCUGGGCGUCAUGCUGUUCUUCAUGGUGACAGGAACCAUGCCCUUCAGGGCGGACACGGUGGCCAAACUGAAGCGCUGCAUUCUAGAGGGGGCCUAUGUGCUGCCCUCCUGGGUACAGGAGCCUUGCCAGAGGCUGAUCAGAGGCAUCCUCCAGCCCCAGCCCUCAGACCGCUGCAGUGUGGAGCAGAUGAUGGGCUGUGAGUGGCUGCUGCCUAUAGACUUCCCUCGGGCCAUGGAGCCCUUUAAACUGGACCCGUCCUAUCUGGCCGAGAGCACGCCUUCAGAGUUGGAGGAAGAUGAGGCGGAGGUGAGGGAGGCGCUGGAGAUACUAGGGAUCACCCCGGAGCAUAUCUUAAAUAAUCAGGGGAAGGACUGUAGGAGUUCUGUUACGGGCGUUUAUAGGAUUCUGUUGCACCGUGCGCACAAGAGGCGGGCGGUGGAGAGCAUGCCUGUGGUUACACAUGUGGUCGGGUCCACCGUGAGUAAAAAGGACCGGCUAAAGGCGUACCACAGCUUACGGCACACCUCCAAGCUCUGUGUGAUUCUGUGACGAAAAGCCUUCGCUCCUAUAGUUGAACUUUUGUUGUAGUUUUUUUUUGUCAAUAGAGUAAACAUUUCUGUGACUGUGAAUGAGGAAUGAGGUGGUGAAUUUUAAAUCAGUACAACUUCUGUCUUGAAUGUUUAUCGACAAAAUGUUAACCACUGAUAAUUUAAAAAAAAUUGAAAUCCAAAAGUUGGGAUUGAUGUUAGGAUUUGUUUUAUUUUUAUAUCAGUCUCUGUGUGAAUAUACUUUAGCCUGGGUGCCUGUCUUCUUCGACUUUAUCUUACCAGACAAGGCUAAAAUUGUUCAUACGGUCAUCCAGCAGACGCUUUUCUCCAAAGUGAUAUACUGUUAACACAUACGUAUAUUCAUAUGACCUCAAGCAGCAAUAAAUCCUAUACAACUCUGGUUUAUAGCGUCUGAGGCUUGGUAAAACCAGAUGUAGCAUUGUGGAAUGCUGAAAGAGUCAAGCAUCCAGGCUAAUGAGAAAGAAGAAUCUGAUGAUCUGAAUUAGAAAUCAGGAGGUGAUUAUCUCUCGAAUGUUUUAUUGCACUGUUUUUGAGAGACAUUUUUUUUCCAGUUACAUGCCAUCAUGAUUCUAGACAUUUUCAUCUCCUAUUUCAUAAAUGCAUGUUAUUUUUAUUCAUUUUGCGUAUGAUAUCCUAUCACAGUGCUUCCCCAACUUAUCCUUGAGUAGCCCCAGCCAGUCCACUUCUUCUUUGAUGUAUUUCAGAACUAGCAUAGCUGAUUCAAAUGAUUACUUAAUCAUCAAACCCUUCAUUUGUUGAAUCAGCAGUGCUAGUUCUGGAAUACAUAAAAUAACUGGGGUGGCUGGGGGUACUCAAGGAGAGGUUUGGGAUGUCUAUAUCUCUUAGCCUGAGAGCCAGUCUGUUUUUGCUUUUUGUGCUAUCAUGCUAACUCCUUGUCACUCCUUGUCAUGCAAAACAUGUUUGGCUUGACAAUAAGCAAUGGACUUGGCAAGAGCACAAACAGAUCUGGGACCAGGCUAGAUAUCAGCAGGUAACUGGUUGACAGGAACACAUUGGCCCGGUUGGGUUGACAGUUAUUUGUACACCUUACCUGUCAACGCCAAUAAUUUGAUUUUCAAUUGUUAUGAUGCCAUAUUACUGCCCAAUAUAUCUUUUCAAAAUAUUAAAUAAAAUGCUGAAAUACU
Molecule: messenger RNA, 3105 nt
Organism: Oncorhynchus tshawytscha (Chinook salmon)
Lineage: Eukaryota; Metazoa; Chordata; Actinopteri; Salmoniformes; Salmonidae
Gene: nim1ka
Product: NIM1 serine/threonine protein kinase a
Exons: 8
Coding region: 588-1940 (450 amino acids)
Biological process (GO): protein phosphorylation; intracellular signal transduction; microtubule cytoskeleton organization
Cellular component (GO): cytoplasm
Molecular function (GO): tau-protein kinase activity; ATP binding; protein serine/threonine kinase activity
Source: RefSeq, a predicted model, not a curated record